AUGCCAGGUAAAACCCUCCUCAUCCUCGGCUCCGGCCCAGGCAUCGGCGUCCACAUCGCCUGCGCCUUCUCCGUGCGAGGCUUCACGCACAUUGCGCUCGUCUCGCGGGAUUCCUCCCGCCUGGCUAAAGACCAGGAUACCGUUCUCGACGCUAUCCAGGAGCGAGGGUAUUCGUGUCAGGUGAAGACAUGGGCUUGCGAUCUAUGCGAUUUCGAGCAGUUGGAGAGGACGUUGAAGGAGAUUGAGGGGUUUGGGGAGGUGGAGUGUGUGGUGCUUAAUGCGGCGAGGGUGGCGGGACGGGCUGUGCUGGAGGAGGGGGUUGAGGAGAUCCAGGGGGAUUUUAGGUUGACCAACUUGGCUCUCUACAAGACGGCACAAUGGGCGAUUCCUCUGCUCAAGCAGAAGACUGGAGAGCAGGACUCGCCGUCGUUUUUCGUCACGAGCACGACGUUGCUUUACAAAGAGCCCGAGCCGGACCUCGUCUCGUUGUCGAUGGUGAAGUCUGCGCAGCGAGCACUGGUCCUGUCGUUGCACGCGAAGUUCGGCAAGGAAGUACAUGUGGCCUUAUUGAGUGUCGGGGGAGUAGUGUCGACUGCCAACAAGAAUCCAAACCCGGAGAACAUUGCCGAUAAGGCGUGGGAGCUGUACAAGCAGCCGAAGGAUAAAUGGCAGAGGGAAAUGGAGAUACAUGAGUAA
Saxophila tyrrhenica is the source of this 696-nucleotide messenger RNA. RefSeq lists its product as uncharacterized. The transcript is spliced from 2 exons. The record is from RefSeq and is a predicted model, not a curated record. Bases 1 to 696 code for a protein of 231 amino acids. NCBI's taxonomy places the organism in Eukaryota, Fungi, Ascomycota, Dothideomycetes, Mycosphaerellales, Extremaceae.